Molecule: messenger RNA, 9030 nt
Organism: Cyprinodon variegatus (sheepshead minnow)
Lineage: Eukaryota; Metazoa; Chordata; Actinopteri; Cyprinodontiformes; Cyprinodontidae
Gene: zanl
Product: zonadhesin-like
Exons: 62
Coding region: 1-9030 (3009 amino acids)
Cellular component (GO): membrane
Molecular function (GO): protein binding
Source: RefSeq, a predicted model, not a curated record
AUGGGUUGCACCGUGAUCACCUCCUGCGACUUUAAUCAUGACAGUCAGCCAUUCUGCAGCUUCACCCAGGACACGGCGGAUAACAGCGACUGGACCCGACAUAAAGGUCCAACUCCGACUCCUGGCACCGGCCCCAGCGGAGACUACCCAGAUGGAAAUGGAUUCUAUAUAUACCAUGAAUGCGACAACGUCUCCAAUGGACAAAAAGCUCGUCUGCUGAGCCCCUUGAUCACCUCAUCGGCAUCUAAGAUCUGCGUUCAGUUCCGGUACUACAUGUAUGGGAUCGAAAGCAACAAUUUCUUAAGGGUUCUGUCAAAACCAGCAGGCGGCGAAGAAGUGGAAGUCUGGAGGAGGGAUGGAUUUCAGAGUCCGUCCUGGUUGGCAGGUUCUAUCACCGUGCCCAAAGCAGCCGGUCAGAGUCUCAACAUUGUGUUUGAGGCUCAAAGAGGUUUCUCUGCAUCCUGUGACUCAGCAUUGGACAACAUUGUCAUCACUGAGGGGGAAUGUCCUGCUUGUGAAUCUAGCUGUGAUUUUGACGAAAUUGGUGAUCUGUGUGGGUGGACAGUCCACACCGAAAAUCCUGAGCUAAUUGGUUUUGAUCAGUGGAAUGGACAAACAGACACAGAGGGCACUGGACCUGAUGAUGACUUCUCUAAACCUGGGUUUGGAAAUUACAUGCUGAUGGAUUCUUACGAAGCUGUGGAAGGAGAAAGCUCUCAAAUCAGAAGUCCUGCGAUUCCAUCCCCCUCAGGAUGUUUGGAACUCAGCUUUUAUUACUACCUGUAUGGUACCAGCACCAAAAUGGAGAUCAGUGUCCACACCAUAACAGCAGGUGGAGGCCUUGGACCUUCUUUCUUCAGUGUUAAAGGAAACCAGGGUAUGGGCUGGAAGCCUGCAGAGGUCCGCGCCACUGGAACCGCUGAAACUCAGUUUGCAAUUGUCGGAACCUUUGGUGAAACCAUGAAGACAGAUAUUGCCGUUGAUGCCGUCUGUAUCAAGACCUGCACCGCUGAGUCAACAACACCAAAACCUUCUUCUCCUACACCAACUACACCUAAGCCACCAACUGGAGGGCCAACCACACCUAAGCCACCAACUGCAGGGCCAACCACACCUAAACCACCAACCCCUGGACCAAGUACACCUAGACCCCCUACUGGAGGGCCAACUACACCUAAACCACCAACCCCUGGACCAACAUACUUUGAGGUCCAUGCAGACAAUGAAAACCGACAUAACACACCCACCAUCUCCUACCUCAAGGCGGUUCAUGUACAUGUGUUCAUGACAAAGAUAUCAAUUCUCAAAGGUGGCACUGUGCAGGUAAAUGGGACCAACGUUAACCUUCCAGUGAGUCCAGCCCCUGGCGUCUCCGUUUUCAAGUCAGGAAAACAUUAUACUGUGUCCACAAACUUUGGCUUGACUGUUCGCUACGAUGGAAACCACUUCAUGGACAUUAAAGUGAUCAAGGACUAUGAGGAUAUACUGUGUGGACUGUGUGGAGAUUAUAACGGAAAUACCAAAGAUGACUUCCGGAAACCAGAUGGAGCCUUGGCAAGCAAUGCAAAUGAGUUUGGCGACAGCUGGAACACUGAUCCAGAGUGCAAUAAGAAACCUAACAAUACCAUUCCUGGAUGUACUAUAGAAGAGGAGGUGCUUUAUGAGAGUUCUGGAUACUGUGGUAUCCUGCUGGACAAAGACGGUCCCUUCGCUGCCUGCCACCCUAAAGUCAGCCCAAAUAAUUACUUCAGGGACUGUUUGUUUGACCUAUGUGAACUGGGUGGAGCCAGACCCAUUCUGUGUGAAGCUAUUGAGGCCUACGUCAAUGAGUGCCAGGACCGUGGGGUUAACAUCAGACCCUGGAGAAAUAAUACUUUCUGCCCACUGAACUGCACCGCCAACAGCCAUUUUGAGCCCUGUGCUGACCCCUGUCAAGAGACCUGCUCUGGAAAACCUCCCUCCUCCUGUGGUGGACCAUGCUCUGAGGGGUGUGUUUGUGAUCCUGGUUACGUCCUAAGUGCUGGAAAAUGUGUCCCGAAGAAUACCUGUGGCUGCACACACAGCAAUGGCCAGUAUUACGAGCCUGGAGAGGAGUUUUAUUUGGAGGACUGUAAGCUGAAAUGUAGGUGCGAUUCACCCUUUGUCACCUGUGUGGCCUCUGAGUGUGCUCCAACCCAUGAGUGCAAAGUCCAGGAUGGAGAAUUAGGCUGCUAUCCUAAACCCUGUCCACCAAAUGCAGAGUUUAUUGAAUGCGGACCAUCCUGUAUCCCAUCGUGUCAGGAACCUUCCACCAACUGCUCUGGACCCUGCGUCAGUGGUUGCUUCUGUAAACCUGGAUAUGUCUUCAAGGGAAAGCGUUGUGUUCCUCUAGAGAAAUGUGGCUGUUUGGAUGAUGGCAAUAACUAUUAUGAGCCUGGUGAGAUAGUAUCAGGAGAUGGAUGUUCAAAGCUUUGCCGCUGUCUGGGGAACUACACUUUUGACUGCGUUGAUAACUCCUGUGAUCCCACCGAAGAGUGUCGAGAGGUCAAUGGUGUUUCUAGCUGCUAUCCUAAAGAUUCAUCAACAUGCAUAGCAUCUGGAGAUCCUCACUACACAACCUUUGACAAACGCAAAUACAACUUCAUGGGCAACUGCAGCUACCUGAUGUCUGCACCCUGCAAUCACACAAGCCUGCCAUACUUUGAGGUCCAUGCAGACAAUGAAAACCGACAUAACACACCCACCAUCUCCUACCUCAAGGCGGUUCAUGUACAUGUGUUCAUGACGAAGAUCUCAAUUCUCAAAGGUGGCACUGUGCAGGUAAAUGGGACCAAUGUUAACCUUCCAGUGAGUCCAGCCCCUGGCGUCUCCGUCUUCAAGUCAGGAAAACAUUAUACCGUGUCCACAACCUUUGGCUUGACUGUUCGCUACGAUGGAAACCAUUUCAUGGACAUUAAAGUGAUCAAGGACUAUGAGGAUAUACUCUGUGGACUGUGUGGAGAUUAUAACGGAAAUACCAAAGAUGACUUCCGGAAACCAGAUGGAGCCUUGAGUGAGUGCAAUAAGAAACCUAACACUACCGUUCCUGGAUGUACUGCAGAAGAGGAGGUGCUUUAUCAGAGUUCUGGAUACUGUGGUAUCCUGCUGGACAAAGACGGACCGUUUGCUGCCUGCCACCCCAAAGUCAACCCAAAUAAUCACUUCAAGGACUGUUUGUUUGACCUAUGUGAACUGGAUGGAGCCAGACCCAUUCUGUGUGAAGCUAUUGAGGCCUACGUUAAUGAGUGCCAGGACCGUGGGGUUAACAUCAGACCCUGGAGAAAUAAUACUUUCUGCCCACCCUGGAAUCACACAAGCCUACCAUACUUUGAGGUCCAUGCAGACGAUGAAAACCGAUAUAACAGACCCACCAUCUCCUACCUCAAGGCGGUUCACGUACAUGUGUUCAUGACGAAGAUCUCAAUUCUCAAAGGUGGCACUGUGCAGGUAAAUGGGACCAAUGUUAACCUUCCAGUGAGUCCAGUACCUGGCGUCUCUGUCUUCAAGUCAGGAAAAUAUUAUACCGUGUCCACAACCUUUGGCUUGACUGUUCGCUACGAUGGAAACCACUUCAUGGACAUUAAAGUGAUCAAGGACUAUGAGGAUAUACUGUGUGGACUGUGUGGAGAUUAUAACGGAAAUACCAAAGAUGACUUCCGGAAACCAGAUGGAGCCUUGGCAAGCAAUCCAAAUGAGUUUGGCCACAGCUGGAACACAGAUCCAGAGGGUGGGGCACUAAAUUGCCCGUCCAACAGCCAUUUUGAGCCCUGUGCUGACCCCUGUCCAGAGACCUGCUCUGGAAAACCUCCCUCGUGUGGUGGACCAUGCUCUGAGGGGUGUGUGUGCGAUCCUGGUUACGUUCUAAGUGCUGGCAAAUGUGUCCCGAAGAAUACCUGUGGCUGUACUCACACCAAUGGCCAGUAUUACGAGCCUGAAGAGGAGUUUUAUUUGGACGACUGUAAGCUGAAGUGCAGGUGUGAUUCACCCAAUGUCACCUGUGAAGCCUCUGAGUGUCCUCCAAAGCACGAGUGCAAAGUCCAGGAUGGAGAAUUAGGCUGCUAUCCUUCUAGCUUCCAGGACUGCGUUGUUUCAGGGGAUCCUCACUACAAUACUUUUGACAAGAAGUACUACAGCUUUAUGGGAACCUGCACUUACACACUGGCCAGAACAUGCAAGAACAACACAGGUCCUUGGUUCUCUGUGGAGGCAAAGAAUGAAGAGCGGGGUGCGCCGGGCGUGUCCUACCUGAGGAAGCUCUACGUCACGGUGGAUGGAAUCACCGUCACCCUGAUGAAGGCCAGGAGAACUCUGGUGAACGGUCGGCGUGUGGCUCUUCCUCACUCGCCGUCUCCUCUCAUAUCCAUCAGUCUGGCCGGUCAGUAUGUCACCUUGGAGACGCCCUUCGGCCUGCGUGUGCGUUGGGAUGGAAAUCAUUAUGCUCAGAUCUCCGUUCCAAGCUCCUACUAUGACCAGAUGUGUGGCCUCUGUGGUGACUACGAUGGGAACCCAGACAAUGACUUCACCAAACCAGACGGCAGCCUGGUGGGAAACGUUAACGACUUUGGAAACAGCUGGCAGACAGAAGAGGAUGAGGAUGACUCGUGUACCGAAGGCACGAAGCCGGACCCAGAGUGCGACCCGAGUCUCGAGGCUGAGGUGGUGAAACCAGACCAAUGCGGCAGAAUUACAGACCCAUCUGGACCGUUCAGGGAUUGUAUCGGACUUGUCGACCCCACUCCAUUCUUCCAGAGUUGCGUUUAUGACAUGUGCCGGUACGGCGGCCAGCAGAGCGUACUGUGCGACCAGAUGCAAGCUUACACCGAUGCCUGCCAGAGCGCCGGAGCCAAGGUCCACGACUGGAGGACUCCAGACUUCUGCCCCAUCCCCUGCCCCCCUAACAGCUCCUACACCCUCUGCAUGAGCUCCUGCCCUGAAACCUGCCUGGGCGUGGUCGGCCCACCCGGCUGCGAGGACGUGUGCGUAGAGGGUUGUGAAUGUAACCCAGGCUUCAUCCUCAGCGAUGACAAAUGUGUCCCACUGAAGGACUGUGGCUGCGUGGACACAAGUGGGAAUUACCAUCCUGUCGGGGAUGAUUGGUACUUGGAGGGCUGUGAGCAAAAAUGCGAGUGCCAGGGUGGAGGUUUGAUCCAGUGCUACAACACCAGCUGUAGACCAACAACUGAGAGCUGCCAGCUGCACGAUGGGCAGUUUGAAUGCCGACCUGUCGGAAAUGGAAUCUGUUCGGUGUCUGGAGAUCCUCACUACACCACCUUCGAUAAGCGCACCCACAACUACAUGGGAGCAUGCUCCUACACGCUAACCAAACCCUGCAACAUCUCAUCUGGCUUGCCGUACUUCACCGUGGACACCCAGAACGAGCACAGAGGAAGCAACAAGAAGGUUUCCUACGUCAGAGCUGUGGUGGUCAACGUGUUCAACGUGACUGUGAUCCUCAACAAGGGCCGUAAAGUCCAGGUCAACGGGAAGGCGGCUGUAACACCAGUCACCCCCACCAGCGGGGUGGAUGUCUACCUGAGUGGGAAAUUUGUAGUUCUGGAAACAUCUUUUGGCCUGAGGGUGCGCUUCGAUGGUAACCACCAUGCAGAUGUCACCGUACCGACUUCUUACAACGGCCUACUCUGUGGCAUGUGUGGAAAUUUCAACGAGGACCCCAAAGAUGACAACCUGAAACCGGACAACACAGCAGCUUCUAACACCAACGACCUCGGCGACAGCUGGCAGGUGGCCGACCCGCGUCCAGACUGCACAAAUGGUGGAGAGGAGGAGGAAUGUGACGAAGACGUGGAGGAAGAGGCCCAGAAGCCCACCAGCUGUGGAAUGAUCAUUAAUCCAGAAGGAAUCUUUAAGCCAUGCCUCUUGGUCGUCCCGCCUGAACCCUACUUUGACAACUGCGUGUACGACAUGUGCGCCACCGGAGGCGAGACCGUGGCUCUGUGCCAGGCCAUCGAGAGCUACGCCGACCUCUGUGCUGCUGCAGGAGUCCCCAUCGCAUGGAGAGACAACACCUUCUGCCCCCUGAAGUGCCCAUCAGGCAGUCACUACGAGCCCUGCGCCCCUGCCUGCGCUCAGCCCAGCUGUCAGGACCCCGCCGGGCCCGGCGGCUCCUGCAGCCUCCCCUGCGUGGAGGGCUGCGUCUGCAACGAGGGUCUGGUCCUGAGCGGAGACAAAUGUGUUCCUUUCAACGAGUGUGGAUGUACAGACGCAGACGGAGAGUACAGACCGGUGGGAGACGCUUGGUUCACAGAGAGCGACUGUUCGGAGCGCUGUAAAUGCAACGGGAACGCAAACAUCACCUGUGAGCCGUGGCAGUGCAGUCCUGCACAGGAGUGCAAGGUGCUGGAAGGCGUCCUGGGCUGCCACUCCACAGGUAAAGGUGUGUGUCACGUUGCUGGAGACCCGCACUAUUACACCUUUGAUGGCGAGAUGCUCACGUUCAUGGGAACCUGCACAUACACGCUGGUGGAGGUCUGUGAUGCCAACAUGGUGACUCCUUUCAGAGUGGUGGCAAAGAAUGAGGAGCGCGGUCAGCCAGAGGCCUCCUACGUCCGCUCCGCUACCGUCUUCCUGCCUCACGACACCGUGGUUGAACUUCAGAAGAGCCGCAGAGUUCUGUUGAAUGGGCGGCGCGUGAAAACCCCGCUCACCAUCGAGGCAGCUGGAGCCAAAGUGAUAACAAGUGGGACCUUCACUCUUCUAGACACGAACUUUGGUCUGCAGGUGAAGUUUGAUGGAGUCCAUCACCUGGAAAUCACUAUUCCUGGAGAAUACUACGACAAGGUGUGCGGCAUGUGCGGAAACUUCAACCACAACAAGUCUGAUGAUUACCUGAUGCCCAAUAAGAAACCAGCAAAGGAUGUGAUUGAGCUGGGAAACAGCUGGAAGUCUGAGGGAGACAGCGACCCCGGCUGUCAGCCAGACACGCGUCCCGACGUCCACCCUAACUGCACCGAGGCGGAGGAGACGCUGUACGAGGCCCAGUGCACAGGGAUCCUCCAGUCCGACCGCUUCAAGCCCUGCCACGCCCUGGUGCCCCCAGAGGCCUUCACUGGUAACUGCGUCUACGACAUGUGUGAGUAUGACGGCAUGCAGUCCACGCUGUGCGAUAACGUGGAGGCCUACGCCCAGGCCUGUCAGAGCGCCGGGGUCACCAUCAGCUGGAGGAACGCCACCUUCUGCCCGCUGCCCUGCCCGACCAACAGCCACUACUCUGACUGCACGCCGCCCUGCCCGCCCACCUGCUCAGACCUGUUCCCCAUCACCUGCCACCUCCCACCCACCACCUGUGUGGAGGGCUGCCAGUGCGACGCUGGGUUCGUCCUCAGCGAUAGCCAGUGUGUUCCUCUAGAUAAGUGCGGCUGCCUGGACUCAGACGGAGAAUACCACGAUGUGGAAGACACGUGGCUGACGGAUAAUUGUGAGAAGACCUGCACAUGUAACAGCGGUGGAAACAUCAUCUGCAAGGACCACAGCUGCAACUCCAACUCAGUGUGUUCCCUGGACAAGUACGGAGACCGCUACUGCCAACCUGCCAAGUUCGACAGGUGCACCAUCUCCGGAGACCCUCACCACAGAACGUUCGACGGCUUCGCCCAUCACUUCCAGGGUCCGUACACCUACGUCCUGACGCAGGGCCACAAUCUGCAGGGCUCCCAGACCCCCCUGUUGGUGAGGGGGAAGAACCUCAGGCGAGGCAACAACAAGAAAGUGUCAUUCCUGGACGAGAUGUAUGUGGACGUCUACGGCGUCAACGUUCGUUUCCAGCAGAAGAAAGUAGUCCUGGUGAACGGGGAGCGCCUCACGCCUCCUCUUAGUCCGGUCGGCGGUUUAACCAUCACCAUGAACUCCAAGCAGGUCCAGCUCUCCACAGACUUUGGCCUUACCGUCCGCUUCGACGGCAAAAACCGCGGAGAUAUUAUACUCCCCAGCACCUAUAGGAACUCUGUCAGGGGACUGUGCGGGAACUACGACGGCAUCUCCAAGAACGAGUACAUGAAGCCCGAUGGGACAGUGGUGAAGAACCUGAACGACUUCGGAGAGAGCUGGAAAACCGACGACCGUCCGGCUGGACUGAGGACCUCUGAUGUUCACGCUACUGUUCAUGUCCACAGGCGAGAGGUGGAGGAAGAUCCAGAAACAGGAUUUGAGACGUCCGACUGCUCCAAAUCUGAGCUCAAUGACUACAACAGCGUAACAAAGUGUGGAGCGCUGUCCGACCCUAAGGGGCCGUUCGCCGCCUGCCAUGACAUACUGCCGCCUCAGACCUACCAGGAUGACUGCGUGUUUGACCUGUGCGCGGAGAAGGGCAGCGAGGAGCUGCGCUGCGGCAGCUACGACGCGUACGCCUCGGCGUGUCAGGAGGCCGGGGUUAAACUGGGAGCCUGGAGGAAGCAGCUGGACUGCGUCCUACUUUGUGGAGCCAACAGCACCUACUCCUCCUGCAUGACCGCUUGCCCGCCGUCCUGCGCCGACUUGGCAGCCCCCUCUGAGUGCGACAUCACUUCCUGCGUGGAAGGCUGCCAGUGUGCCGCCGGUUUCGUCCUGAGCGAGGGAACCUGCGUGCCGUAUCCAGAGUGCGGCUGCACCUUCCUCAACAGAUACUACCCUCUCAACGAGAAGUUUGUCACCGAAGACUGCUCCCAGUCCUGCGAAUGCACGAAAACCGGUGCGGUGUGCCAACCCAAGACCUGCCAGAAGGAUCAAGUCUGCGCCAUCUAUGACCUCCGACGGGACUGCUUCAAAUCGAGUCCCUGUCUCAGUUCUCCCUGCAUGAAUGGAGGAACGUGUACGGAAAGCAGUAACGCCACAUACUCGUGCACAUGUCCAGAAGGCUUCGAAGGAAAUUUCUGUGAAGUGGCGAUUAUUGAGCCCGCCCCUGGUGGAGGAUUGGCCACCAAGUGGAUAAUCCUGAUCGCAGUCUUGGUCCCGUUGGCCGUCAUCGCCAUCGUCGUCGUCAUCGCCGUUGUGUGUGUUUGCAAACGAAAAAACAAGUGA